This is a messenger RNA of Lemur catta (Ring-tailed lemur), 3020 nucleotides long. RefSeq names its product ovo like transcriptional repressor 1 (gene OVOL1). The transcript is spliced from 4 exons. Gene Ontology annotation, biological process: epidermal cell differentiation; regulation of transcription by RNA polymerase II. Gene Ontology annotation, molecular function: RNA polymerase II cis-regulatory region sequence-specific DNA binding; DNA-binding transcription factor activity, RNA polymerase II-specific. The record is from RefSeq and is a predicted model, not a curated record. Lineage: Eukaryota; Metazoa; Chordata; Mammalia; Primates; Lemuridae. Bases 350 to 1153 code for a protein of 267 amino acids. Gene Ontology annotation, cellular component: nucleus.
CGAGCCAAUAAAGCGUGAACCCGUCCGUCCGGCUCGCACUUUAAGACUUCCCCAGCGACCGCGGGGACGCCAGUCGAGCCUGGAGACGCUUACCUGCCGCUUCCCCCGCCGUCCGGUGCACCUGGCUGCAAGGAAUCUCGUUCGGAAGGAGGACGGCGACACUCGGCGGAGUUGGAAACGGCGCGCGCCGUCUGGGCACUGUUUUUCCGCGGAACGUGGGACCGCCUUGGCGACUCCUUCCCUAAACCGUGCCCCCUCCACCCGCUCCCAGCCAGCCCGAGAAAGGUGGGACGACGGCUCCCGGCUCUAGUUACAGAAGCGGACCGUGCCCGUCGAGGAGGGUUGGAAAAUGCCCCGCGCGUUCCUGGUGAAGAAGCCGUGCGUCUCCACGUGCAAGAGGAACUGGAGCGAGCUCCCCGACGAGGAGCGCGGCGAGAUCUACGUGCCAGUCAGCCUGGGCUUCUGCCCACCACAGCCCUACCGUGAGCCGGAACCAUCAGUGGCCGAACCCCCUUCCUACCCGCUGGCUUUGGACAUGAGUCUCCGGGACGCCAGCUAUAGUGUAGCCCCUGCACCCUGUGUGGUGGCCCAGCUGCCCUCGGAAGACAUGGGCCGCCUGACAGACCCCCAGAGCAGAGACCACGGCUUCCUGCGCACCAAGAUGAAGGUGACCCUGGGGGACAGUCCCAGUGGAGACCUCUUCACUUGCCACAUCUGCCAGAAGGCCUUCACCUAUCAGCGCAUGCUGAAUCGCCACAUGAAGUGUCACAAUGACGUCAAGAGGCACCUCUGCACGUACUGUGGGAAGGGCUUCAACGACACCUUUGACCUCAAGAGACACGUCCGGACCCACACAGGGGUCCGGCCCUACAAGUGCAGCCUGUGUGACAAGGCCUUCACUCAGCGCUGCUCUCUGGAGUCUCACCUCAAGAAGAUCCACGGCGUGCAGCAGAAGUACGCGUACAAGGAGCGGCGGGCCAAGCUGUACGUGUGCGAGGAGUGUGGCUGCACGUCCGAGAGCCAGGAGGGCCAUGUCCUGCACCUGAAGGAGCACCACCCUGACAGUCCGCUGCUGCGCAAGACCUCCAAGAAGGUGGCCGUGGCCCUGCAGAACACUGUCACUUCCCUGCUGCAGGGCAGUUCCCACCUGUGAGUGGCACAAGCCCCGGGCAUGCUCCCGGAGGCCCCGAGGGGGUCCAGGCUUACCUCCCUGCUGCCCAGCGGGUCCACUCUCCUGUGGCCUCUUGCCCAAACACCGGUGAUCAGGACUGGAGCUCCCAUGCCUCAGCAUCCCUUCCCGGGCACACAUGCUCACUCGGGCCCAGCAAUGACCUCUGCUCAUUUUUGCAUUUUUGGUUUAUGGGCACAGGCCGCACUGAGCCUGGAAAGACGUGUGUUUGGGGAAGGGGUGAGACCAAGGCUGCCUUCGGUUAGAAGCAGCUGCCUUCAGAGACCAGCACUGUUUCCUGGCAGCAGGACUUCCUUCCCAGAGGAGGUGCAAGACAGGAUCCUGCUGCCCUCACCUCUGAGCGCAGGGCAGGGGCUUUGGGUCCUCAGUGGACAAUAGAGUCAAGAGCACUGGCAAAGAGCAACCCCGAAAGCAACCGUGGUGGGGAGCUGGUGACAGCCCACCCACCUAGCAGGGCUUUUUAAUGCUCAGGGUUCCUGGGGGCUCCGCCCUUCGACAAGGAGAGGCACACGUGUGCGCGCGGCUGUGUGUGCGUGUGCGCGCCUGUGCACACACAGGCAGCCUUUCCACAUAUCACCUCAUUUUUAAGAAAUCAACUGCAAGGUGCCAGGGAGGUUUUAUUUCCUUUUUUAAAAGAUGACAAUGUACAGAUAUUAAUAUAUUUUUGGUGCCACUGGCAACUGUUUUUAAGAGAGGGAUGGAGCUGGCUUUUCUCCAGUCCCAUGCAGUUCUAUUUAUCCUGGACAUUUCAAACCUCCUCUGUGCCGUGGCUCUGGGGGUGGCUGCCAUGACAUACCCCCCUGUUCUUUGUCCCUCUGGAGAUAUUUAACCGAAGACCUUCCCCUAGCCCUGCCCUGGAGGAUGACUGCUCCAUCUUCCCUCUGCCCUCCUGGCCUCUGACCCCUCCCCAUCCUUUUGAGGAGAGCCCCAGGUGACCUGAGGAGCCUGCUCGCCUCCUGACGACAGACCACAGACCGCUCCUGGAGUAACUGGCCAUUCCGCGCUGAGGUUGUGUACCGCUGGGGCUUCAGGGGUCAGCCAGGUGGCAUGAUUAGUCUUUGACACCAGUCCAUUGCCUGAAGUACAAGACACGUGCGGGGCCAGGCUGGAAGGCUAACCCUUUUCCUGUUUGAGUCAAAAACUCUAGCACAACAGUAAAAUAUUAGGGCAGGUAAGAACCUACACAUCAGAAACUUCCAGAGGGAGGAGAGUAUUAAUAUCAGAUGGUCACCAAAUCUUAUUUGUAGCUUUUAUACUGACUGUUCUUCAAAUGGCCAGGUUGGGCUUUUGACCGUGGAAAGAGCCAUCCUGGGUUGGCUGGCUCCCUUGGCGCAGCUGGGUGUCCUGCUGAUACCAGGAAGAGGGGUCUAAAGGAGUAUGUGUUUUGUGGGUCAAAAGGGAAGACAGGAGGGGUUAGAGCCAGCCUGCCUAGAGCGAGGGAGGCAAGCAAAAGAGGUCCAACCACGGCUGGCCGCACAGGCCUUGAAACCAAGCCCCAGCCCAAGCAGGAGCAGCCUUGGCCUCCAGUGUCUGCACAGACCCCGGCUCAGCCCUGGCCCCCGGCUGACCUGAGAGCAAGAAGCCUGCUUGGACUGCCCUCUGAAACGUAUGGAGAGUGCUUCUGAAGACUCUUGUUUUACUUUACUAGAGUGGGGAGCUGCUGUGUUCUGAAAGUUACCUAGCGUAAAAUAACAUAUCUGGAAGCUCUGUUUUUGUUUACAUUUCUAUAUCCCUGGGUUCACUGCCAGUCUGAGGCAGUCAUGAGGCUCUGUGUUCUCUGUUUUGUUUUAUAAUCUUCCCCCUAACUAUUAUAUUAAAAUCGGAGAACUAA